AAUAAUUCCAUUUCCUCUCUUUACUCUCACUGUAUAUAUUUAUUUCCUUCUGAUUCUCUCAGAAACUUGCAAAAUCAAAAUAAAAAAAAAUAAAAAAAUGAUAGCAACUAAAAAACUAGGAACAGCUUUAAUUUUACUCCAUUGUAUGUUAAUCAACUGCUUAGUAUCUGCUAAUUUCUUUAAGCCAUUCAAUGUGAGUUAUGAUCGCCGUUCUCUUAUCAUCGACGGUCACCGUCGCAUGCUCAUUUCCGGUGGAAUUCACUAUCCUCGAGCUACUCCUCAGAUGUGGCCUGAUCUAAUUGCAAAGAGCAAGGAAGGUGGGCUAGAUGUGAUUCAAACAUAUGUUUUCUGGAACGGGCAUGAGCCAGUGAGAGGGCAGUAUUUCUUUGAAGGAAGAUAUGAUCUUGUCAAGUUUGUGAAGCUAGUGGGAGAAAGUGGACUCUUUCUUCAUCUUCGCAUAGGUCCCUAUGUUUGCGCCGAAUGGAAUUAUGGGGGGUUCCCUGUGUGGCUGCGUGAUAUCCCUGGCAUAGUUUUUCGAACAGACAAUGCGCCUUUUAAGGAGGAGAUGCAAAGGUUUGUUAAAAAGAUUGUGGAUCUGAUGCGAGAGGAAAUGCUCUUCUCUUGGCAAGGUGGUCCAGUUAUCAUGUUACAGAUUGAGAAUGAAUAUGGAAACAUUGAACACUCAUUCGGACCAGGGGGGAAAGAAUACAUGAAGUGGGCUGCCAGAAUGGCUCUAGGGCUUGAUGCUGGGGUUCCAUGGGUGAUGUGCCGGCAAACCGAUGCUCCCGCAAGCAUUAUAGAUACAUGCAAUGCAUACUACUGUGACGGUUAUAAGCCAAAUUCAAAUGACAAACCGAUAUUUUGGACUGAGGAUUGGGAUGGUUGGUUUACAACUUGGGGUGGAAGCUUACCUCAUAGGCCUGUUGAAGACCUUGCCUUCGCAGUGGCACGGUUUUUUCAACGUGGAGGGAGCUUCCAAAAUUAUUAUAUGUAUUUUGGAGGAACAAACUUUGCCCGGACUGCUGGAGGCCCAUUUUAUAUAACAAGUUAUGAUUAUGAUGCGCCAAUUGAUGAGUAUGGUCUGGUGAGCGAGCCCAAAUGGGGACAUUUGAAAGAUCUGCAUGCUGCUAUAAAACUCUGUGAACCGGCUCUAGUUGCUGUAGAUUCAGCCCAGUAUAUAAAAUUGGGACCCAAACAAGAGGCACAUGUAUACCAUGCAAAUGCUUAUGCAGAAGGCCUGAACUUAACUCACCAUGGAACUCAAAGCAGAUGCUCUGCAUUUCUUGCUAAUAUUGAUGAACAUAGAGAAGUCAAUGUGAGAUUCCUUGGUCAGUCGUAUACAUUGCCGCCAUGGUCAGUGAGUAUUUUACCAGACUGCAUGAAUGUUGUGUUCAACACUGCUAAGGUUGCGGCACAAACUUCUAUCAAGCCUAUGGUACUCACUCUGCCUUAUGUUCUGGAUAAUUCUGCACCCAAGAAACUCAUGGCUCAUAAUGAAAGUUCUCUCAUAUCGUCAUCCUGGGUGACGGUAAAAGAGCCAAUUAGUCUUUGGAGUAAGAACAAUAUCACAGCUGAAGGCAUUUUAGAGCAUCUGAACGUGACAAAGGAUGAAUCUGACUAUCUGUGGUAUUUCACCAGAAUAUAUAUUUCUAAUGAUGACAUUGCAUUUUGGGAAGAAAAAGAGGUUCACCCUGCACUCACAAUAGACGGCAUGCGUGACGUGUUGCGCGUGUUUAUUAAUGGCCAGCUUACAGGCAGCAUGAUUGGCCGUUGGGUCAAGGUAGUGCAGCCACUCCAGUUUCAGAAAGGUUAUAAUGAAUUAGUGCUAUUGUCUCAGACAGUAGGUUUACAGAAUUAUGGUGCCUUCCUAGAAAAAGAUGGAGCGGGUCUUAGAGGUCAAAUUAAGCUUACUGGAUUUAAGAACGGAGAUAUAGAUCUCUCACACAGAGUGUGGACCUACCAGGUGGGCCUUCAGGGUGAAUACCAGAAAAUAUAUACUGCUGAAAAUAAUGAAAAGGCGGGAUGGACUGUUUUGACACGUGAUGAUAUUCCCUCGACAUUUACCUGGUACAAGACAUACUUCGAUACACCAGCUGGAACAGACCCACUUGCUCUUGAUUUUGGAAGCAUGGGAAAGGGCCAGGCAUGGGUCAAUGGACACCACAUAGGAAGGUACUGGACUCUGGCUGCUCCAAAAGAAGGAUGCCAGGUGUGUGAUUAUCGGGGAGCUUACGAUUCAGAAAAGUGUAGAACAAACUGUGGAAAGCCUACUCAAAUAUGGUAUCACGUCCCACGGGCAUGGUUACAGACAUCGAACAAUCUAUUGGUUAUCUUUGAGGAGACAGGAGGAAACCCGUUUGAGGUUUCGGUUAAGUUGCGUUCGGCGGGUGUGGUCUGUGCUCAAGUGUCCGAAACCCACUAUCCACCUCUCCAAAGGUGGAACCAUACAGGUUUUAAAGAUGGAAAUGUUUCAGUCAAAGACAUGACACCAGAAAUGCAAUUACAUUGUCAAGAUGGAUAUAUUAUCUCCUCCGUAGAAUUCGCUAGCUAUGGAACUCCUCAAGGUAGCUGCCAGAAGUUUUCCAAAGGCAAUUGCCAUUCAUCGGAUUCAUUGUCUGUCGUGUCGAAGGCAUGCCAAGGAAAAAAUGCGUGCAAUGUCGCGGUCUCAAAUUCCGUGUUUGGCGACCCAUGCCGUGGCACUGUAAAGACGCUGGCCGUGGAGGCAAAAUGUGUGUUAUCAUCAGAUAUUGGAUUGGCUCAAAAUUAACGCCAUAAUCAUGAGCACCUCCUUGUAUUUCUGAUGAGCUGAUAAGAAGUGUUUACAGUUUGAAUCCUUUUUCUAGGAGUGCUUUGGCUUCCUUUUUCAGGCCUGUCAAAUACUCUCCUUUAACAAAAUAAUUUAAUUUAAUAAUAACACUUCAAUAAAUAAUUAAAUAAGAUUAUUCUAAA
This is a messenger RNA of Mercurialis annua (annual mercury), 2949 nucleotides long. Its product is annotated as beta-galactosidase 9. The record is from RefSeq and is a predicted model, not a curated record. The coding region runs from base 98 to 2767 and encodes 889 amino acids. Gene Ontology annotation, cellular component: vacuole; cell wall. NCBI's taxonomy places the organism in Eukaryota, Viridiplantae, Streptophyta, Magnoliopsida, Malpighiales, Euphorbiaceae. The transcript has 19 exons. Gene Ontology annotation, biological process: carbohydrate metabolic process. Gene Ontology annotation, molecular function: beta-galactosidase activity; carbohydrate binding.